AUGAUGGCGGCGCAGCCGACGGCUACCCCGGGGGUCCGCCUCGGCUGGAAGGGCCUUGGCGCUCUAGCGUCCCCGCCGCGCCUGGCGCUCUCUCGCUCCACCGCCGCGGCGCUCGCGUCACACAGGGUUGGCAGAGGAAAGUUUUCAGCUGCGGCCAUCACUACUGAUGAUUAUCUUCCAAUGCGAAGUACUGAAGUGAAAAAUCGGACAUCAGUGGAUGGAAUCAAAAGUCUCAGACUAAUCACAGCAGUCAAAACCCCCUAUUUGCCAGAUGGGAGAUUUGAUCUUGAAGCAUAUGAUUCUUUGAUAAACACACAAAUAAACGGGGGUGCUGAAGGUGUAAUAGUUGGUGGUACAACAGGAGAAGGUCAUCUUAUGAGCUGGGAUGAACACAUCAUGCUCAUCGGGCACACUGUUAACUGCUUUGGAACUAACAUUAAAGUGAUAGGCAACACGGGAAGUAACUCAACUAGAGAAGCUAUUCACGCUUCAGAGCAGGGAUUUGCUGUUGGCAUGCAUGCAGCUCUCCAUGUCAAUCCUUACUAUGGGAAGACCUCAACUGCAGGACUGAUCUCUCAUUUCGACGAAGUACUCCCGAUGGGUCCAACAAUCAUUUACAAUGUGCCAGCCAGGACUGGUCAGGACAUACCUCCUGCGGUCAUUGAGGCUCUCUCAGGUUAUCCAAACAUGGCAGGAGUGAAAGAAUGUGUUGGACAUGAACGGGUGAAGUGCUACACUGACAAAGGUAUAGCAAUAUGGAGUGGCAAUGAUGACGAAUGCCAUGAUUCAAGGUGGAAAUAUGGUGCUACUGGAGUCAUUUCUGUAACUAGCAACCUUGUUCCUGGUCUCAUGUGCAGUCUCAUGUUUGAAGGGGAGAACACAACGCUAAAUGAGAAGCUACAGCCUCUGAUGAAAUGGUUAUUUUCUGAGCCUAAUCCGAUUGGUCUCAACACUGCCCUGGCUCAGCUCGGUGUAGUGCGGCCAGUUUUCAGGAGGCCGUAUGCCCCUCUUUCUCUUGAAAAGAGGACCGAGUUUGUCCGGAUUGUUGAAGCAAUCGGGCGGGAGAACUUUGUGGGACAGAAAGAGGUGCAGGUUCUGGAUGAUGAUGAUUUUGUGUUGAUCAGCAGGUAUUAA
Molecule: messenger RNA, 1134 nt
Organism: Triticum turgidum subsp. durum (durum wheat)
Lineage: Eukaryota; Viridiplantae; Streptophyta; Magnoliopsida; Poales; Poaceae
Source: the annotation of a GenBank genome assembly